Messenger RNA from Pecten maximus, 3849 nucleotides. RefSeq names its product protein Wnt-4a-like. The record is from RefSeq and is a predicted model, not a curated record. Gene Ontology annotation, cellular component: extracellular region. Gene Ontology annotation, molecular function: frizzled binding; cytokine activity. Bases 398 to 1465 code for a protein of 355 amino acids. Gene Ontology annotation, biological process: canonical Wnt signaling pathway; cell fate commitment; multicellular organism development. Lineage: Eukaryota; Metazoa; Mollusca; Bivalvia; Pectinida; Pectinidae. The transcript is spliced from 4 exons.
AGCGUAGAGCUCUUUCAUUUAUGCAUGAAAGAUUACAGUGUGCAAAGUAAGAGGGGAAAAAACUUGAUGUUAUAUACACAGAAAGAGAAUUUAUAAAUAUCACGUGAAAGUGUACACCAGGAUUGGAGACAUGUGGAUUUCGUAGUAAAUACACAUACGACAUUUGUAUACAAGAUUUUCUCUGUGCAGAUAAAGAAUAUGGAGAGUUGUGUGAUUCUGUGGAAAAUUGGAUAACUCUGGAUGUACAUCAGAUUAGUGUAAUAAGUAUUCUAAAGAGUUUUGUUGUUAAAAACGUUCUGUGUUUUCAACCAAAAGGGGGAUCACACCGGUUUCAUUCUUUGGAGAUUUUUACAAGUACUGGAUCAACUUAGCUAUUUAAGGAUUUAAGUCUACAACGAUGAAGCGACCAGACUGUUUGUAUACGUUCAUAUGUGUUUAUAUUUUAGUCCAGAUUCCUCCCUUGGCGGACGGUAUCCGAUGGUUAUCACUCGCAAGGAUGAACAGCGUGGCAGCAAUACAAGUACCAGAAAUGUGUGAUUCCUUACUAGGAUUAGUAAAAAGACAGAAGAAAAUUUGUAGAAAAAAUUUAGAAGUGAUGGAAAGCGUAAAACAUGGUGCGCAUUCCGCCAUAGACGAGUGCCAAUUUCAGUUCCGUAAUCGCCGGUGGAAUUGUAGUACUGUUAAUGCAAAAAAGGUUUUUGGAAAUGUUCUUAAAUUAGGUACCAGAGAAGCGUCAUUCGUACAUGCCAUAUCAGCGGCCGGAGUUGCACAUGCGGUGACGCGCGCGUGCAGUAGUGGCGCCCUCUCUAGGUGUGGUUGUGAUCGAUCGAUAACGGGACGGAGUCCCAAGGGAUUCGAGUGGUCUGGGUGUUCAGACAAUAUAGCGUACGGUACAGCAUUUUCAAAACAAUUCGUUGAUGCACGUGAGAGAAGAAGGAAUAUUAAAAAUUCUGGAAGGAAACUUAUGAAUUUACAUAAUAACGAAGCAGGCAGAAAGGCUGUCGAGGAUAAUAUGGUUAGACAGUGCAAGUGCCACGGCGUUUCUGGAUCCUGCGAGCUGAAGACCUGUUGGAGAGCCAUGCCUUCUUUCAGAGAUAUCGGACAAAUUGUGAAAGAAAAAUUCGACGGAGCAACCGAAGUGAAACUGGAUAGAAAUAAGUUACGGCCUCGCCUAAUUCCAGUAAACCCACAAUUUAAACCUCACACUAACUCAGAUUUAGUUUAUCUGAUCGCUUCCCCUGACUUUUGUGAGCCCGACCCGAAAACGGGGUCCCUCGGCACCACGGGGAGGGUAUGCAACAAGACAUCGAAAGCUAUAGAUGGCUGUGACUUAAUGUGCUGUGGUAGAGGCUAUGAGACCCGUAGGCGAAAAAUUGUGGACAGGUGUUCGUGUAAGUUCCACUGGUGUUGUUACGUCACGUGUAAAAAAUGUGAACGAGAAAUUGAUGAACACACGUGUAAAUAAAGGAGAGCCUUAUCCUCCUACAGACACAAGAAUCAAAAGUCUAACAGGGCCAAACGAGGAAAGCUUCCGGUUAGCAUGCGGGCAUGCGCAUUGCCUGUGCAGUUGCCAUAAGUCCCAAACAUUUGAUUGGAAUGUCCUUCCAUCUAAUUUCGGAACCGGAAGUUAAGCCGGAAGUUACAAAAUGUGCUACAUCUGUGCUAUAAUGACAAUGGACUUAACCGAAGCCAGCGGAACCACACAUGCAAACACACAAUGAUGCAUUGUACCACGGGUAGUUCAGUGCCAGCUAAAGCGAGUACUGAGCAUUUGAGUAAAUGCCUAUUACGAGAAAUGGACGAUGAUGUAUGGUAUGUGUUGGUCAAGAUACACAACAAGCCAUGUGUGACUCAAAAUGCCUUGACUACCUAAUCAUGUGUGUCGAUGAUAUUACAUAUACUCUAUGGUUGAUAUUCUAGGCUAAGAUUAUGCAUCUCUGUACAGAAUAUCGUCGAAACAAUUCCAUUUACGUCGUUUCCAUGGGAACAUGAUAGGACAUAUAGAGUAUUUAUUAUAAUAUUUUUGUAGAUUAAAAUCUAUUAUUGUUGAGAUAAUAGAGAUAAUAUAAGGAUAAGAUUAUGAUACCGAUAUCAUUAUUAUUUAUUCGUAUGGAUAGAAUCAUUUUUAUUCGUUAGUGCCAGUAACAUUUUGAAUUUGUAUAUGGCUGUGUUCUAUAAACCAUAGCUACAAGAUUAUCUGAAGUAAUUCACAUAAAAUCGCUCGCGUAUAGGGCAGGUGCGAGCGCACGAGGCUGUGCGCAUGCGUACAACCUAAUUGUGUCAGAAAGUCGUUAGCCAAUCAUUUCAAUCUUUAUCGCGGUAUAUGAUACAGACAUACAUAUAUAUAUACUUUCUUUCAUCAGUUCCGCCGUAUCAUACACCACACAACAUCACCUGUUUUAAAGGAAUUAUCCGGCCGGUGCUACCCACGCGAGCUUCAUCCGGCGUACCAACAUUUUUUUUUCGUUUCUAUUGUUGUUUAAGUUAGAAAAUUCUGUCUUUCAAUCUUCAAUGUUCUUUCUGAUACAUCUGCAACGAUUUCAUCCAUUUAAGACACUUUAAACAACGCUUGCAUGGUAGAAUUUGAAAUAAUUACCUAUGAUAUUUUGCUUUAGAUUAAGAGAUAGUUGAGACAAAAAUGAGGUUGAGAGGUUGAGAGUUAAGCGAGAGAGAGGAAUAAGAAUGUUUCUGAUAGGCAUUUACCCGUAUAUAUUAAAUUACCUCACUUACGUUUUUUUCGAGAUGAUAGAUUUUGAUCUUGAUAUUGAUAUUAAUUUUCAUCCUAAUUCGUAUAUUGGAUCAGUCCCUAUUUAUGUAUACAUCGUAGGCCUAUUCUUGCCUAUAUGUGUUCUCGUUCAUUGCAUGAUAUACAUAUGAUACUACGUCAUACUGAUGACGUCACUGAAUUAUUAUAUAUAUUAUACAAUUUUUUGUAUUAUUUCGAAACAAUAUGAUCGACUAGAUACAGAUAUUCUGGCAAUAUAAUUUAUUUAGAAUAACUAGACAAUUUGCUGUCUGUUUUUUAUGAACACGAGAUCAGUUAAAAUGUCAUCAAAUAUGUCUAAAUCGUAAUACCAUUUUGACUAUGGAUCUAGACUUACAUAGUUUAGCUGUAGUAAAUGUCGUCAAUUAUACUACAACCUCAUGUACAUUAUUGACAUUAAAAUGACGUCAUUCUCUUGGAAUCUCGGAAAUCAUGCACUUAAUAUAUAAUGUUAUAGGGCUAGGUAAGGGUAUUUUAUUUGAUAUGAUAGUAAAAUAAUGUGAUAUGUCCUUAAUACAUGUUCCUAUGAAAAGUGUGUUGAAAUAGACAUUUGUGUUACGUGAAACUUAUGUUGAAAUUGACAUUUCUGUGACGUGAAAGUUGUGUUGAAAUAGACAUUUAUGUAACGUGAAAGUUGUGUUGAAAUUGACAUUUCUGUAACGCGAAAGUUGUAUUGAAAUUGACAUUUCUGUGGCGUGAAACUUGUGUUGAAAUAGACAUUUCUGUGACAUGAAACUUGUGUUGAAAUUGACAUUUCUGUGGCGUGAAACUUAUGUUGAAAUUGACAUUUCUGUAACGUGAAACUUGUGUUGAAAUUGACAUUUCUGUGGCGUGAAAAUUGUGUUGAAAUUGACAUUACUCUCGCGUGUGAAUGUUCGUAGCAAUAUUUCUUGCAGUAAGAGAAGAAAUAAUGUAUUUAAAAAGAAAAUCAAAAUGUGAUAUGUUUCGCUGAGCUUACAAUUCUAUAGUGCUGCAGACAUAUAUGUAUCUGUGUUGUUUCGUAAAAGGCUAUUGAGAAUGCAGGUCAUACAAUAUUGUUGUGGGAAAAAAACAGAAAUAUUAAUAAGACAGCAAAAAUGCAGGAU